CCGCUCUAGGUUGAAGCGCGGCGUACUCGUUGGUGUUUGGGUGACCCUGCUUUGCUUUACGACACGAAUUCGCACAGCGCGACAGUUCCCGUUUCCUCGUCGCCUGCAGCUCAACAUGGCGUCGGGCAGCGGGACUAAGAACUUGGACUUCCGCCGAAAGUGGGACAAGGAUGAAUAUGAGAAACUUGCAGAGAAGCGGCUCACGGAGGAGAGAGAAAAGAAAGAUGGCAAACCAGCCCAGCCUGUCAAAAGGGAACUUCUGCGGCACCGGGACUACAAGGUGGACCUGGAAUCGAAGCUGGGGAAAACCAUUGUCAUUACCAAAACUACCCCUCAGUCAGAGAUGGGAGGGUAUUACUGUAAUGUCUGUGACUGCGUGGUGAAAGACUCCAUUAACUUCUUGGAUCACAUCAAUGGCAAAAAACACCAGAGAAACUUGGGCAUGUCCAUGCGGGUGGAGCGCUCCACGCUGGACCAGGUGAAGAAGCGCUUUGAGGUGAACAAGAAGAAGAUGGAGGAGAAGCAGAAGGACUAUGACUUCGAGGAGAGGAUGAAGGAACUCCGCGAGGAGGAGGAAAAGGCCAAAGCCUACAAGAAGGAGAAGCAGAGAGAAAAGAAAAGGAGGGCAGAGGAAGAUCUGACUUUUGAAGAGGAUGACGAAAUGGCAGCUGUGAUGGGCUUCUCCGGUUUCGGCUCAACCAAAAAGAAUCACUGAGAAGCUCUGGACUCUGUUCUUUGUUGAAGCAGAUUGUUUUUACCCAGGGGACUCUGGAUAAUUCUUUUAAGACUUGACUGAGGACUCGUAUGUAAAUCUCCCAGUAGAAGUUGGCCAGAGGAGUUGAAAAGCAAUUCCGUGCUCUACCUGUGCUGCAGAACAAACUCCACCUGCCUUUAGCUUCCCGUCUCCUUCUGUGUCCUAGAUCUGGCUGCUCAUCAGUGCUCUUCAGCCUUGUGUGUGCGGGGAACCGUUCUGCUGGGUGCAGUUUUGUGUCAAUAAAGCGCAGCAGUUCUGUACAGAUGGCAUUGCUCAGAAUUCUUUCAGUUGUCAGCUGCCCAUCACUUUCUGAGGCCGUGAGGUGCAGAGCAGCGCUCAGUUUCUUUUUGGAUCACAAAAUUGAAGGAAUUGUGCCACGGUGAGCAGUGCUGCUCUGUACAGCCUGAACCUUUUGGCUUGUGCUAAGCAGAGCUGGGGGCUGCAUGGAGUCCGGGUUACCGAUGUAUUUUAUCUGUGAGGGGUACCUCCCUGGUUUUCUUUGUGUUUUGUGCCAUAACUUUGAUAUCUUUAAUCCAGGGGAGAAGCUCCUCCCCGGGGCUGAUCUAGGAUAGAGAACGUGAACAGCGUGUGCGAUUUGCCCAGAAUAAAUGGAUCGUUUUAAUUGGCC
Molecule: messenger RNA, 1382 nt
Organism: Tympanuchus pallidicinctus (lesser prairie-chicken)
Lineage: Eukaryota; Metazoa; Chordata; Aves; Galliformes; Phasianidae
Gene: ZMAT2
Product: zinc finger matrin-type 2
Exons: 6
Coding region: 116-715 (199 amino acids)
Biological process (GO): mRNA splicing, via spliceosome
Cellular component (GO): U4/U6 x U5 tri-snRNP complex; spliceosomal complex
Molecular function (GO): zinc ion binding; nucleic acid binding
Source: RefSeq, a predicted model, not a curated record